GGAGUGUGGGUGUGUUUUCUCUCUUUUUUUUUCCUUCGGCACCCAGGCGGAGCCCCGUACCGUCCCCGGAAGCGCUUGGCCCUAGCUGGGUGAGGGGCGGGGGCUCCGAGCGUAGGUCAGAGGUUGCAGGUCAGACACCGCUUCAGCGGGACUGCUCAAUCGCUAUGUAGCUCGCCGCCUGGAAGGGUGGCUGCGCCUUCUGGAAACUUCCGUCCAGAAAGCGUCGCGGGCUGGGCGGCCCCUGCAGCUGCCGCCGCCGUCUGCGCCAAGCUCCGGGGGCUUUUGUCGCUCCCGCUCCGCGGAGGAGCCACCGCUGCCGCCAUGUUCGGCUGCCUGGUGGCCGGGAGGCUGGUGCAAACAGUUGCACAGCAAGUGGCAGAGGAUAAAUUUGUAUUUGACUUACCUGAUUAUCAAAGUAUCAACCAUGUCGUGGUGUUUAUGCUGGGAACAGUCCCAUUUCCUGAUGGCAUGGGAGGAUCUGUCUACUUUUCAUAUCCUGAUUCAAGUGGAAUGCCAGUAUGGCAGCUCUUGGGGUUUGUCACGAAUGGGAAACCAAGUGCCAUCUUCAAAAUUUCAGGUCUUAAAUCUGGGGAAGGCAGCCAGCAUCCUUUUGGAGCCAUGAAUAUUACCCGUACUCCAACUGUUGCACAGAUUGGCAUUUCAGUGGAAUUACUGGAUAAUCUGGCCCAGCUGACUCCUGUGGGCAGUGCUGCUGUAUCAUCAGUUGAUUCAUUCACUCAGUUUACUCAGAAGAUGUUGGACAACUUCUACAAUUUUGCUUCAUCAUUUGCUGUGUCUCAGGCCCAGAUGACACCAAAUCCAUCUGAAGUUUUCAUUCCAGCAAAUGUGGUUCUGAAAUGGUAUGAAAACUUUCAAAGGCGACUAACCCAGAAUCCUCUUUUUUGGAAAACAUGAUUUAAAUAAAGUAAUUUUUAAAGGGUUC
Molecule: messenger RNA, 943 nt
Organism: Phascolarctos cinereus (koala)
Lineage: Eukaryota; Metazoa; Chordata; Mammalia; Diprotodontia; Phascolarctidae
Gene: HIKESHI
Product: heat shock protein nuclear import factor hikeshi
Biological process (GO): protein import into nucleus
Cellular component (GO): cytosol; nucleus
Molecular function (GO): nuclear import signal receptor activity; Hsp70 protein binding
Source: RefSeq, a predicted model, not a curated record